This is a messenger RNA of Tripterygium wilfordii, 1367 nucleotides long. Its product is annotated as F-box protein SKIP8-like. The transcript has 3 exons. Bases 583 to 1233 code for a protein of 216 amino acids. The record is from RefSeq and is a predicted model, not a curated record. Lineage: Eukaryota; Viridiplantae; Streptophyta; Magnoliopsida; Celastrales; Celastraceae. Gene Ontology annotation, molecular function: protein binding.
CCCACUCCCUCAGUCGGACCCAAUUCGCAUACGUACGAGUCCCUUCUCCUUCGUUGACGACCGACGAAACCUUCCGUUACUCUGCAAAUCCGCGGCGGUUGUGGUAAAAACCCAUGAAUCGUGCGUCUUCAAUACCGAAACGGCGCCGUUAGCAGCCAAACUACCCUAAUAAAGCCAUCGUUGAAAUCCCCUUUUAGUCUUUGUAGGCAAAACACGGGCUCCGCCACCAACCCUUCUUACCGUUAUCACGCCCGAACCAGAUAACGGAAUUCUUAGGGUUUUCAUGUUCUGUUUGGCUUUCAUGUCGUGUGAAUGGAGAUUACUUGUGGCUUCUUCUCCAAUUUCUUGCCUCAUCAAUUUUUCUUAGCCUUUGCAUUUACCCUACUCUCUCUUCUGCUCGCUAUUCUCACCAUUCGAUCGAAUUCCAAGUACUCCGAAUCCCGCGUCGACUGCGGUAGGGCGGUGGCUUUGUCGAGGAGGAAGGAGGACAAGAGCGGCUGAUGCAACUGUAAUGGGGGUAUCGUCGAGCGGGAUAACUGUGUUCCGGAUUCCUCAGCGGGGUGCCGUAAUGGUGGGACUGAGAUGACGGCGAGUGUGACUGUUUUGGCGGCGGAGAGGCAGAUGGGUGCUUCGAUGAUGGAACAGCUGGUGCCGGAGAUCACGACACACGCUCUUAGUUACUUGGAUUACCCGAGCCUGUGUAGGCUCUCCAUGACGAAUUCGCUGAUGCGAAAGGCUGCUAACGAUGAUAAUGCUUGGAAAGCUCUUUAUCAUAAGGAUUUUACAUUGGAACAAGAUAGUGUGACUCCAGUCAAUGGGUGGAAGGCUUAUUACUCUGCUACAAGAGCCCUUGUGAAUGUUAAUGCGGAAUUCUUUAAUAUUAUUAGAGAAAGGUCCCUGCCAGCCAUGAGUAGUUAUUGGCUCAACGCAGAUUAUGUGAAGUGUGUUCAUGCCUCAGGAGAACUCUUUUCCGGAUAUAACUCCGUCAUACAGAGUUGGCGUCUUGCAUUUGAUUGGGAGCAAGGAGUCAACUUCCAGGUUCGCAAUGUGAGAGUUCGGGUGCUAACAGAUAUUGCUUGGGUUACAAUGAACGCCUAUGUAGAUGUAGACACAGGGCCGUUUAACAUGAUGAAUGUAUUUGAGUUCCAUAAUGGGCGCUGGUACAUGGUGCAUCAUCACAGUUCAGUGAUGAUUGUGGAUGCAGUGAUGGAGCAACAAAUUCUGCAUGCCUGAAACGGAAAAGUAGGAGAGAUGAUAUUAAUGGUUGUUUUAUACUGGUUACAGAAAAUAGUGGUAUUUAUUAACAGGUGGAAAUUGCCUGGUUCUCCUUGACAACUUCUUUGAAGAUCCUUAAGCCUUUCCCCCCA